Molecule: messenger RNA, 2956 nt
Organism: Ahaetulla prasina
Lineage: Eukaryota; Metazoa; Chordata; Lepidosauria; Squamata; Colubridae
Gene: TBCCD1
Product: TBCC domain containing 1
Exons: 8
Coding region: 864-2531 (555 amino acids)
Biological process (GO): maintenance of Golgi location; maintenance of centrosome location
Cellular component (GO): spindle pole centrosome
Source: RefSeq, a predicted model, not a curated record
ACACAUUUUUCUAAUGCAGACGGGGUCCAGUGAAUAUAUUUUAAGAGAAACAUAAAAUGCGGUUCUCUGCAAAUAUAUUUAUAAAAGAAUAAUAUUUGCCUCAUCAGGAGGCAGCAGCUUUCUGACUUUCCGGGACUGGAAACUAAUCAGGUUGAUCUGGUUAAUAUUGGAGGAAUAUCUCUACCAAUUUAUCGAUUUCUCUCGGAAUGUCUAUAGGACUUAUGGAACUGUCUGCUUCAGCUGCAAAUUUCUAGAUGAUAACCAGAUGGCAGCAAAAAGAGGUUUUUGGCUGAGAUUUAAUGGACCCCUUGGAUGUUUAUCCUGUCUAGAGUAUUAAGUCAAAAGCAUCCCAGAAAAUGACCCUGACAAUCACCUCGGGAUCUAAAAGGAGAGACUUUUAAUAUGCAAUGAAAGAAUAAAAAAUGAAGUCAAAGUAUUAUCAAAUACCUAAACACGACCAUUAAAUGUAAAAGUAUAAAACAGGCUGACUGUUCACAAUAGCAUUAAUAAGUAACAACUAAUGACACAACGCUGUAAAAUAGAUUAAUUGAGAGAAGCAAAUGGAGGCCGGUUUUCUGAUCCUCCCAGUCUACAGGGGUCGCUAUUGCGAACUCUUAGUCUUUCAACUGCCAUUCUUGUUCUUGCCAAUGAAGUAGAAAUGCGGCGAUUGGUGGCUAGCCUAGUGAUUCUACAAUAGAACGUCUUUUGAAGCCUCCAGGGAGCGGUUUUAUUGGUGAAUGAGUCAGACGUUGUGCGCAGGCGCGGAAAGAGUUGGCCGUGGGCGCUCGAAAGCAACUUGGCGGCUGGAGUGAGAGGAGCGCCGGCGAGGAGAGGCGGAUAUAUAAACUCUGCACCUUUCCAAAAUGGAGAAACCUUCGGUCAGUUUGUGGGUGAAAAUGGAGCCUUUCAUAGUGGGAGCAUUGCAAAUCCCUCCUCCUUCCAAGUUUAGCAUGCAUUACCUUCGGAAAAUGUCAACCUAUGUCAGAAUGCGCUCUGGUAAAGGCUAUUAUCCAUAUCUUACCUGGUCUAUGUGGCGACACAUUGCUUGUGGAAAACUACAACUAGAGAAAGAGUUGGCAUGGCUUUACUUUGAGUUGUUUGACAGUCUUGUUGAGCAGACUUCGGAGGAGCGACUGGAAUGGGCAGAAGUGAUAUCUGGCUGCACAACUGAGGAAGAGACAGAGAAGCAAAGGAAUCGGUUAUCCGUGGAUACUCUUCAGUUUCUGCUGUUCCUUUAUAUUCAGCAAUUAAACAAGGUUUCUUUGAGGACAUCUCUUCUUGGAGAUGAGUGGCCCAAUUCUAAAUCUAAGUCUCACAGUGGACUAAAAGAAUCUGCCAAUCAGAUUAAGAAUUGGAAUGACAACUACCACCAUGACUUUGUUGAAAACCAUCUCCAAGAUCUUCUGGAAUUGUUACUGGACCCAGAUCAGCUCAGUGCCUCCUCUCAUUCUAUGCACAGCAGCCUGCUAUCACCCAAAGCUGUUCAAGCUCUUAGUUUCCUUAUUGAAGGAAGUGUGGAUCAAAAUAGGACUGUCCACCCUCUUCAUGAACUUGCACUUUGGCAGCCAUUACAUGCCAAGAGUGGCUUCUCGAAACUUUCCAAAGCCUUCUCCUGUGCCAAAUUUGAAUCAUGGCUGAGGGCUUGUUUGACUGGGAACCCAUUUGGGGCAACAGCCUGCCUCACAUCUGGAAGAAAGCUUGCAUGGGCACAGCAAGUUGAAGGAACAACAAAACGAGCUAAAAUAGCCUGUAAUACUCACAUAGUCCCUUCAGUUCAUCGUGUGAUUGUGAUGAGUCAGGUAUACAAACAAACAUUAGCAAAGAGCUCUGUUACCCUAGAAGAUACUCAUGUGAAGAUUCAUCGGUGCUGUGAAUCUUUUAUCUAUUUACUAUCUCCACUGAGGUCUGUAACCAUAGAAAAAUGUAGGAAUAGCACCUUUGUCCUUGGUCCAGUGCAAACUGUAGUACAUCUCCAUAGUUGUGACAAUGUGAAACUUGUUGCUGUUUGCCAUCGCCUAUCUCUGUCAUCUACGACUGGUUGCACUUUGCAUGUUCUCACUCCAACUAGACCUCUUAUAUUAUUGGGUAACCAAUCAAUAACUUUUGCUCCCUUCCAUACCCAUUAUCCAAUGCUUGAGGAUCACAUGGGCAGAACUGGCCUAGCUACUGUACCUAACAAUUGGGAUAAUCCAAUGAUAGUAUGUAAAGAAAACUGUGAUAGGGAGGUAUUCAGACUUCUUCCACCCUCAGAAUUUUACCCCUUUGUUGUUCCAUUUGAAAUGGAGGGAGACACAACAGAAAUACCUGGUGGUCUGCCACCUGCAUAUCAGAAAGCCCUGAGCCAACGGGAACAGAGGAUACGAAUCUGGCAGAAAACAGUGAAGGAAGCAGACCUGACCAAGAAUCAGAGGAAGACAUUCCAGAUGUUAGUGGAGAACAAAUUCUAUGAAUGGCUAAUCCACACAGGCAGCCGUCAACAGCUUGAUAGCUUGGUACUUCCCGCUGCAGGAUCUAAACAGGCAGCAGGAUAGGAGAAUCCUUGAAGCAACCAAAUCAUCAGUUCUGGAUAUGCACUGUGCCAAGUGAAAAGUAUUUCCCUCAUAAUAGACUGGGGCCAACUUGAAGUUUAGAAACAUGAAUUUGCUUAAUGGCAUUAUCAAGAAGGAAAUGGAUGUUACUGCAUAUUUCACGCUGUACGAUACCAUCAGUUGCUCUGGAUCUUUAUAGGAGGAUCUUGCUAUUGUAUACUUGAGAGCAAAAUGUAGAUUCCUAGCACACUUAAAUGUGCAAGAAAAGGUGUUACUUGAUGUAAAGAUAGUGGUAGUGCUCUGACUGCUGGAUUAAUUAUUUUUCUGUUAUUAAUUAAAUAUUGUUUAUAUUAAUGUUUCUAAAUAUUUUUUUAUAUCAGUUGUUUAGCACUUAUGAUGUGAAAUUUAAUUAAAUUGACACAAUGAUA